AAGACGUACCAUCAUCAAUAUUUAUUUAUUUUAUUAAUAAUUUUAAAGAUACAUAUUUUAAGGUGUCUAUAGUUUCUAAUAGUAUAUCGCCUUCUCCCGCUCAAAUCAUUAAUACUGACCGCUGUUCACUAUAUGUGACACCAGACAACGUGAACACGUGAUCAGGGUUAUUAUUUAAUUGGGAGUCAGUGUAAAUUGUGUCUAUUACCAAUUAACAGGAUAUAAGUAGCAACUUGAACUGAAACACUCAUUUUACAACAUAAAGUAUCCUGAAUAAACCUACACAUGUUUAUUCAAGAUGCUUUUUUUAUUUUGUAAGAUUUGUAUUAUCACAAUGAUUUGGAUAAUUAAGAAGCAUUAUGAAAUUAAGCAAGUGUUUAGUGCUCAAUUCACUUCUUUCAGCAGUAGGCGUCAUGACGGAAUUAGUUCAACUUUUUGCAAUUUAUGGAGCUGUUGAAGAAUACCGUGUAUUAGAUGAUUAUCCUGUAGAACAGUUCACAGAAGUGUACCUCAUUAAAUUCCAGAAGCUCCAGAGUGCAAGAAUUGCCAAACGGAAACUGGAUGAAAGGAGCUUCUUUGGUGGAUUGCUUCAUGUGUGGUAUGCUCCAGAAUUUGAAACCGUGCAGGACACUGGAGAAAAAUUACAAGACAGAAGAAAGUUCAUAGCAAGAAGAAGCAGCAGCGAACCUGGUUUUGUUUGGAGGCCCCCCAUUGAAAUACUGACUAAGGCCAUUCUUGCGUAGCUCCUGAGAACUGACAAGGUGAAACAGUGACAGAUGCUAACCUUUUACCAAUAUCUGAUGACUGGGAACCAUUGCUAGUCUUGCAGUGUACACUACAGAUCCUGUAGUGUUAUGAAAAACUGGUCCAUAAAAAGAAAUAUACACAGUAACAUUUGAAAAAAAAGGCACAUCCAGUUAUGUUGGCUAUGUUGGGAAAGAAUGACUUGAUCUGUGGAGAGCCUACUGUACAGGACCCAUUAUUCAUGGACUUUAAUACCAGUUCAAUGGGACAUGCAGCUAAUACUGUUAAACAUUGUGUAACAGAAAGGUCCCUUCCCAGUGGGCCCAAGGAAGCAUCUUUCACGGUCACUGACACUUCUGUUGUCAGAUUUCUCCCAAGGACUGCACAUUUGCAGGACAGGAAAAGAAGAAAGGAACAAUAGCUAUAGAUUUACUGAUUGGAAUUGACAAAAACAAGCAGAAAUAUUUAUAGGUCCAAAAUUACCAGAAGAACCCAAGGUGGAUAUGGGGGAUGAGUCGCUAAACAUGUCAGCGGAUUUCAUUAGAAACCGAUUAACGAAGGUAAGCUGUGCAUUUGUCUUGCUUAAAACUUCCUACUGUUAUCAUCCUUUUUUUUAUUGCUAGUUACUUUUAUAUUUCAGCUGAAACCGUGGAUCUGUUAACUACGGUAUAUAUAA
Messenger RNA from Polyodon spathula (Mississippi paddlefish), 1420 nucleotides. Its product is annotated as RNA-binding protein 48-like. Gene Ontology annotation, molecular function: RNA binding. The record is from RefSeq and is a predicted model, not a curated record. NCBI's taxonomy places the organism in Eukaryota, Metazoa, Chordata, Actinopteri, Acipenseriformes, Polyodontidae. The coding region runs from base 360 to 743 and encodes 127 amino acids. The transcript has 3 exons. Gene Ontology annotation, cellular component: nucleoplasm.